CGGAAAUAAAUGACAAAUUCCCAUAACUGGUGCCAAGUCCCACCUGUUGCUCUUUUGUAAAGGGCUCCUUCAGAAUCAACACUACUUGAUGGAAAAUGAAUUCGGAGACGACAGAGUCACUGGUGGGUGAAGCUAAAGUCGACUCAUAUGGUUCAGGGGCACUUCUGGCCUUCCGGGACGAGCGUUGUCCGGCGCAGCGCACCACAUCUCAUCAUUGCAACGACGCACUGGAAGCAAGAUCUUGGACGUGACACGGCAGCGGCUAUCGCUGCUUGCUUCCCCUCGGUUGCAUGCCGAUAGUCUAGGGCACCCUCUGCGAUUUUUGUUUAGGUCACAUUCUUUGACCGCUGGAGCCACACGCAGCCCUGUUUACUGGUGUCCCUCAGCUCACACUCACCUAUCCUAUCGUUUCUGUUUGGACCCAAAUUCUCGGGAGACGGCUGAGAGUCAGGGGUCAUGCCACGGCACCGCCCCGCACCGCCACUUGGCCCACGUGCAGCUAGACGGUGGGAACAAUUGAGAGCCUCUGGCUCGCAUCAGCUGGACCUGGCAUAGAAGGUCAUGGAAAAAGCAGACGAGACAAUCCAGAAGAUUUCGCCGCAAAUUCACCUCGAACGAACACGGGCAUGUCGUCACACGGCCAUUCUCCGCCUCACGUAUCCUUACCACUGCAGGGCAGACAGCUGUGCACACCGACCAUAUCCAUGUUGACGCCCGGUGGGGCUUUGUGGGCAAUUGAGAGGGAUUUCUCAGUACGCUGGCUCGGUGUUUGCUAUUUGCCGUUGCUGUUUGCUGUUUGCUUUUAUUUUCUUAUUUUUAUUUUUCUAUUUUAUUCGUUCCUUUCUCUCUCAGCGGUGGAGGGCGUCGCGCAUUUGAUGGAUGGGGAGGCGUUCUUGCUCGCUGAUUCGGCAACCCCGCGCCUCGGUAUCCAUUGUGAUUGCUGGAUUCGCCAUUCCAAGCAAACAAACACAGCGCCUCACACCUCACACGCACCUGUCCCAGUCCAGUGAUCAGCUCAACUGCCCGUCCGUUGCUGUCAUAUCGCCAGAUCCCAGGCCAAAAAUCGCAGAUGGCCCUCGGGUAGGCUUACUGGUUGGACUACAAAACACUUGUCGAGAUCAUUGCUCAGUGGGCGCUCUCCGCCAUCAUCGUGCAACUUGGCCGUCCAAUUGUCUCUGCUCUCAAUCCAUGCAUCCACCCUUGCACGCACGUCGCACGGGCUCCAGCUUCCCAUUCCUCGACCCCUCCUCCAUCAUCAGCCCAGCCCAACCAGCAGCCCUGGUGCAUGCCGGGUGAACUUGCCGUUGCCCCGUCAAUCCACAUCAUUGGAUGGCCUGCCAGAGCCGCAGGUUAGCAGCAGACGGCCUCCGAAGCCUUGUGGAAAAAAAGCCGGUCCAAAAGCCACACGCCGACGGCGGCUUGAUUCUGUUCCUUUUCCUAGAGGCGGACCACCGUUUCUCGGACCGUCGGCGUGCCUGUUCCGCCUGCAUCUCUUGCUGCUGUGUCGCGCCUAGGCGUAGCGGAUGUAAAUAGUUCCCUCGACCGCCGCCCCGACUUGUCCAGACUUGGGCGGAGAGCGCGGUCGCGUACAGUCUCCCCCCCGAUCCGAAUCCCGCAGUUCUGAAGCUGUCGCGUCGCCGACCGAGUCGUCAAUCGUGUUACUAGAUAGACCGGCAAUGGAUGACGAGUCCCAAGCCACGCAGGAUGUUGUCGAUCCCAGGCGUUUAGGACAGCAGAACUCGGGGUUCUCAGACGACGAGAUCGCCGAUAUCAUCUGCAUCCUCUAUCCCACCUCCGAAAACGCCCGCCGCGCCGUCGCAGCCCUCGAGCGUGACAACUCCGCACAUCUCAUCUCGCAGCCAACAGACGGCGGUGCCAAUGUCAAAUAUUUCCUGAAUGACGACCCAACCCGCUUUAGCCUUGCCACGCCCGUGUCCGCCCAGCAUGCCAUCGUGCUGAAGCUCUCGGUCGACACCAAGGACCCCAUGCAAGGCUUCACAUUCGGCCGACACGCGGCACGAUGCGACAUAUGCUUCGCGACCGACCCUCUGAAGCGCCUGAGCAACAUACAUUUCCGAAUAUAUAUCAACGAGUAUGGCGUGCUCAUGCUCGAGGAUACGUCUACGAAUGGGACCGUCGUCGACGAGUGCCUGCUCAGGAAGGCAAAGGCCAAGACCGAUCGACACGAGACAAAGCGCACCCUGAGCAACGGCUCUGAGAUCAAGAUCCUGCUCCAUGAUCACUCCAAUGACAUUGCGUUCCUCGUUCAGGUCCCCAAACGGGAGGGGAGGCACGAAGAGGCGUUUCGCCAGAACCUGUACCAAUACCGGCAGCGUAUUCAGGCUCUUGACGAUGACCGCACCCAGACUAUCGUGCCAGGGAAUAACGGACCUCCGAACCUGUUUCCUCGGAAUUUCGAGGCACCGAACCAGCCCCAACAGCGCAUUUCCCCAUCGAACAACGAGACAACGCAGAUCGCGGUUGCCGAAGAGCGGCUUUCGCGGGAGUGGAACGGGUCCGACCAGUACAAUCGUAUCGGCCAGAUUGGCAAAGGCGCCUUUGCUACAGUUUACAAGGUCACCUCCAAGUACGAUGGCAAGCCUUACGCUGCCAAGGAGCUGGACAAGCGCCGGUUUAUCAAGAAUGGUGUGCUGGACCAGAAGGUGGAGAAUGAGAUGAAGAUCAUGAGGCGUGUCACACAUCCCAACAUUGUCCGCUAUGUCGACCACUUUGAAUGGGAUAACAGACUCCUGAUAAUCGUCAUGGAGUAUAUACCACUGGGGGAUCUUAGCGGAUAUGUGCAGAAGUACGGACCCCUGCCCGAGACUCUGGGAAUCGAGGUGACGAAGCAACUGGCUGGCGCUCUGGGUUAUCUUCACCAGAACAACAUCACACAUCGCGACGUGAAGCCAGACAACAUUCUCAUCCAGGCCAGAGACCCGCUCAACGUCAAGCUGACCGACUUCGGUCUGUCCAAGAUGAUUGACAACGAGCAGACCUUCCUGAGGACUUUCUGUGGCACCUUACUAUACUGCGCCCCAGAGGUUUACUCAGAGUUCGCCGACUACGAUGAGUUUGGCCAGCGCCGGCCUCGACGACACCCGCGGCCUAAUCCUAAAGCCCAGCGGUACGAUCACGCCGUAGACCUCUGGUCUCUAGGAGGAGUGUUGCACUACGCCUUGACCGGAAAGCCCCCAUUCCCCGUCCAGAGCGGAACAAGCUAUGCCGAGCUUUUACACACCAUCAUGACCGAGGACCUCAACCUGGACCCUCUUAUGGCGGUAGGCUUGUCAGAGGCAGGUAUCGACUGUCUGGGAUGGAUGCUCCACCGAUGGCCCGAAGAGAGAGCAACCGUUGAAGAGGUUCUCGACCACAUCUGGCUCCACGCUGAAGACGAAUCGCCGGCAGCGCAAGAUCAGUCCUCCGAGGAACUCGGCAAGAGGGCAUCUCAACUUAGCCUCGAGGACCCCAACGAAGGGUGGAUACCGCCCAGUCAAGACGACAUGAUCGACGAAGAGGACGAGUAUAUGGCGCUCGCCGGCGAGUCUGACGGAACCUGGUCGCAGAGGGAAACCGAGAACAACACGUUCGGCCGCCACAUGCAGCCCCCGCGGCUCUUUGGCGAAGUCAACGUGUCCGCCAUUGGCUCCUCCGGGGUUAUUGCCGAGGAUCGUCUCAAUCUUCCUGUCCAGGCGUCACCAGGGGAAUCAGGAGAGUUGGAAGAUAGCUUUUCCUCCAAUGAUUCGGCAGGUCCUCGUCAAGUGGCACUCGGAAGCCAGGCGCUUUUGGGCAUGAACGAAGCGGCUCACCGGGCCAACCUUGGCAAGACGGCGCCCCUCAAUCUGUCAAUAUCCCAAGCCCCUGGUGCCCUGAGGACCCCACUCGACAAUCUCAGGGGCAAAUCGCUACUGCGGUCGAACACAGACUUCACCUCGAGCAAACGAAAGCCGCCAUCACUAGACACCAGUGACGAGCUUGAUGGCAGGUCGGCGCUUGGGAAGGCUUCGUUCAAGAGGCUCAGGUCCGAGAGCCACAUAUUCGACACCCUGGACAGCGAUGACUGCCUCGAGGACUAUGCGCUCGUUGCCUCGGUACCUCCCAUAUCGCGCAUGGAGUCGGGCAGGCAGAUGGACAACCCUGUGUCUAAAACAACCUUCUGGGCGGCCAACGACCGCAAGACGUGGCAUCUGCAUUACCCCGAGAUGACGCAGUUGCAACACGACGCGUUCCUUGCGGCAGCGGCGGCGCGCGACGAGGAAUUCGGCCCUGGGCGUUCACCGCUCUGGGACCUGGCUAUGGCUCAUUUCCCUCCUGCAUCCGGCGCAACGGACAAGUUAAACGAGAGCGCCUCCAAUAUCUACAUGAAACAGCCGACCGGACGUGUAACGAGCGAAGGUGACAGCAGCCUACCGUCUGAGGUCAGCUCGCAGCCUCGUGGAACCGCCGGGGUUGUUGUGCCAGUAUCGACUCCUCUCCCGGACCGGAGGCUGGCUGCCAGCCUGCAGUCAGCUCCAAACUCGGUUGUCGAAAAUAUCACUGUGCUGGUGAGGGAGGCCUUCACGUCUUUUGGUCGGGCCGAUACCAACACGCAGGUCUACACGCCGAGGACCGAGGUCAAGGUGCCCAAGUUCGCCUUCAAGCUGCUCCUCUGGAAGUCGGGGUACGACCCCUGCCGCCAGUUCCGGCCGUGGGACAGUCGGGACGCUGAAUCGUACCACUUCUAUAUCUCUACCAAAGCAACCAACGGCAUCAGGGUCAAUGGGCAGUCGAUACCGUCGCACGAACCCAAAAUUCCCAUGGGCCCGUCUAGGAAUUGGGUACGGCUCCAGGAUGGUGAUAUCGUUGUCAUCUGGGGCGACGAGAACCAGCAAGCCAAAUUGCUGUUCCAGUGCGCAUGGGGUGGAUCGAUGCGACCUCGCUCGGCAUCGGCUGCUUCGGCGGCCUGCUUAGUCUCGGAGGGAGACGCCGCACGUCUCGAUGAGGCCUGUUCGAGGGCGGAGCGGAGGCUUCCUCGGAUGCUAGAAGACGAGCGACUCCACUUGGCCGCGGCCCGCGACUCGGCGCGGCGUGUGCGCAACGUCGAGGUCGAGCGUCACCGCUCGCGUGUCUUUGAGGCGCUGCGGACCGAGGCUGUGCGGGCUAUGGCCCCGUUGAGGAGGGAGGGGGCUGCCAGCGCGCCGCCGGCCUCGCAAAUCCCACCCACACAGGUGCCGGCGACUCAAGAUGCCGAUGGUCCGGCGGGCCCGCCGUCGCCGCACUCCUCCAAUAGCUCGGUGUUUGCGACGCCGAUUCAUCCUGCCGUGAAGGCUGGUUGGGCGCAGCAUUAAGAGGAUGCUGUCAUCCACGACUAGGCCUAGUCAGGUACACUGCGGGUCUGCCUGCUACCUAUUUUUUUUUUUUUUUUUGAUACAUCAUCUAUUUGACCAUUUGAACUCUUGGAUUUCUAGACAUGUUGCCGAAAACGACCUGGAGUUAAUUAAAUGGGAUAUUAUGUGGGUUAAAAGCGGCCUGGAGUUUCAGCGUUUUUACUGCGAGGUUCUUGCAAGGCAGUAUCUGGCUUUUGUUCCACUGAUAUCCCUCCUUCACUACGUGUCUCUCCCUCUCUCUCUCUCUCUUAAUCUUGUAUCCUCUCCUCCCUUUCUUUUAUGUCCGACUAGAUUGGGGUUUGUGUUAGCCUUUUGUGAUUUGAUCGUUCCACUACCUGAUGUCGCUCGUGGCGUACUUGAGGGGAGACAAGGAUGGAAAUGCACAGGGUAGGGCAACCUGUAUCCUGUUUGUCACAAGGGGGCGGUUAAGCGACAGGACAAGAAGACAUAAUCAGCGCGCUUCUAGGUGGUGCGGAUUCCUCAUGGCGUUUAGGAGUAGUAAAGAUCUUGGAGAGCAGGUAGAUAGACAUACAGAAGCGAAUUUGCUAUCACAUUGUGCGUUCACACCCUGAGUUGGGGAACAGGAUUUGUUUUGUGGCCACCAAUUAUAGCCUCAUAUGUUUUAUCUGGCUGCCAGAACGUCUUGGUGUCAGUGGACAGCCC
Messenger RNA from Gaeumannomyces tritici R3-111a-1, 6029 nucleotides. Its product is annotated as serine/threonine protein kinase. Gene Ontology annotation, biological process: autophagy; peptidyl-serine phosphorylation. Bases 1677 to 5327 code for a protein of 1216 amino acids. Gene Ontology annotation, cellular component: cytoplasm. Gene Ontology annotation, molecular function: ATP binding; protein binding; protein serine/threonine kinase activity. The transcript has 5 exons. Lineage: Eukaryota; Fungi; Ascomycota; Sordariomycetes; Magnaporthales; Magnaporthaceae. The record is from RefSeq and is a predicted model, not a curated record.